Messenger RNA from Oncorhynchus kisutch (coho salmon), 11154 nucleotides. RefSeq names its product nuclear receptor corepressor 2. Gene Ontology annotation, molecular function: transcription corepressor activity. Gene Ontology annotation, cellular component: chromatin. Gene Ontology annotation, biological process: negative regulation of transcription by RNA polymerase II. The record is from RefSeq and is a predicted model, not a curated record. NCBI's taxonomy places the organism in Eukaryota, Metazoa, Chordata, Actinopteri, Salmoniformes, Salmonidae.
AUCGAAAGAGCUGAAUCAAGAGAGGCGUUUCGGCACCAUUCUCCGGGAGAGUAGACGCGACAUUUGCCGCAAGUAAUGUUAGAAAGGAGUGGAGUAUAUGAGAACGAAAACUCUUAUUUCGUGUGGAUUUUUUCUGGAAAAACAAAGCCCUACCAAAACGGAAACUAGUACAACAUUAGAAACAACAUACAAAGAUUGGAAUAAUACGGUCGCUGUCUACAGGACCAAACCCAUGAUGUACCUCGCCUGCUCUGCAGCCACACCAACAUCCAGUCUGUAGAGGAAGCGGCCGCACCAGCAUGUCAUCCCACCCCCAGUCUGUGCCUCAGGGCCGGAGGGCUGUGGACAUCCGCCACCUGCCAAACCCUGCCAGUCUACCGCUGCAGCUGGCACGGGCACACACGGAUGUGGGACUGGUGGACUACCACCCUCACUCUCGGGACUACAGCUCACACCUGGCUCAGCCCCACCGCCGCCGGCCCUCUCUGCUGUCUGAGUUCCAGCCAGGGAAUGAGAGAGGUCAGGAGCAACACAUCCGCUAUGAGCACAUCUACUUACCUGAGCCCAACAACCAAUCAGAGGUGGAGUAUGUUGAGAUAAAGCGUCCCCGCCUGGACCUUGGGGCGGAGUCUCUCAUGAGGCACUCAUCCCACCGCCCACAACUUCCUCUGGGAGGGGCUGAGGACAUGUCAAAGGACCGGGGCAGCUCCAUGGGGAAGCUGGAGCCCAUCUCCCCCGUCAGCCCGGCCCAGAUGGACCCAGAUCUGGACCUGGUGCCAGCCCGCUUCUCCAAGGAGGAGCUCAUCCAGAACAUGGACCGUGUUGACCGGGAGAUUACCAUGGUGGAGCAGCAGAUUUGCAAGCUACGCAAGAAACAGCAACAGCUGGAGGAGGAGGCAGCGAAGCCCCAGGAGCCGGAACGGUCUAUGAUCUCCCCCCCGCCCAGUGAGGCCAAGCACCGCAGCCUGGUGCAGAUCAUCUAUGACGAGAACAGGAAAAAGGCAGAGGAAGCGCACAGGAUUCUGGAAGGACUGGGACCCCGAGUAGAACUGCCUCUGUACAACCAGCCAUCUGACACCAAGCAGUACCAUGACAACAUCAAAAUAAACCAGGCGAUGAGGAAGAAACUCAUUGUUUACUUCAAGAGGAGAAACCAUGCUCGUAAGCAGUGGGAACAGAAGUUCUGCCAGCGCUAUGACCAUCUGAUGGAGGCCUGGGAGAAGAAGGUGGAGCGCAUUGAGAACAACCCCCGGCGCCGGGCUAAGGAGAGCAAGGUGCGAGAGUACUACGAGAAACAGUUCCCUGAGAUCCGCAAGCAGAGAGAGCUGCAGGAGCGCAUGCAGAGCCGGGCGGGGCAGCGUGGAGGAGGACUGGCCUCAUCUGCAGCCCGCAGUGAACACGAGGUCUCUGAGAUCGUUGACGGCAUAUCAGAGCAAGAGAACACCGAGAAGCAAAUGCGCCAGCUUGCGGUCAUCCCUCCCAUGUUGUUUGACGCCGAGCAGCAGCGCAUCAAGUUCAUCAACAUGAACGGCCUGAUGGACGACCCCAUGAAGGUGUACAAGGACCGGCAGGUCAUGAACAUGUGGAGCGAACAGGAGAAGGACACCUUCCGCGAGAAGUUCAUCCAGCACCCAAAAAACUUUGGCCUGAUUGCUUCUUUUCUGGAGAGAAAGACGGUGGCAGAAUGUGUCCUGUUCUACUACUUGACCAAAAAGAACGAGAACUACAAGAACAUUGUGCGCAGGAACUACCGGCGCCGUGGCAGGAGCCAGCAGCAACAACAGCAACAACAACAAGUGAACCGCAGCAGCCAGGAGGACAAGGAGGAGAAGGAGAAAGAAAAGGAGGGAGAGAGGGAGGAGGAGAAGACUGAGGGGGAAGAAAAGGAGGAUGUAAUGAAGGACGAUACCUCUGGUGAGGACGGGGAAGACAAAGAGCCCACGGUGGCCUUAAAAGGUCGACGCACGGCUAACAGCCAGGGCCGGCGCAAGGGCCGCAUCACCCGCUCCAUGACCAGCGAGGUGGAGGAGACCGCCACGCCGCCGCUCAGCGGUGAACUCGCCAAUCUGGAGAUGAAUGAGAGCUCUCGCUGGACUGAGGAGGAGAUGGAAACCGCCAAAAAAGGUCUUCUCCAGUAUGGUAGGAAUUGGUCAGCCAUCGCCAAGAUGGUGGGCUCCAAAACUGUGUCCCAGUGCAAGAAUUUCUACUUCAACUAUAAGAAGAGGCAGAAACUCGACGAGAUUCUGCAGCAGCAUAAAAUGAAAUCGGAGAGAGAGCGUAAGGCGCGGCGUAAAGGCAAAGCUCUACAAAGUGAAGAGGCCAGUGCCCCGUCUGCUGCCGAGGAGGAGGAGAUGGAGGGCUCCGGGGCCAGCGGCAACGAGGAGGAGGCCCCCGAGGAUGGAGAAGGUGGUGCUAACAACAGCUCUGACACAGAGAGCCUGCCCUCUCCGCGUUCCUCUGAGGACAGCAAGCCUAAAGAGGAGGGUAGUGGCAGGUCCAAAGCUGGCUCAAACUCUGGGGACAAGGAGGCCUCAGGUUCCCACAUGGGUCAGCGAGGAGAUGAGAAACCCCCAGGAGAAGUGGGGAAGGCCAUCAAGCAGGAGGUGAAGACAGAGGCAGAGGAGGGCAGCAAGGAGCAGCCAAGCGAAUCCACAGACCGAGACAUGAAGCCCCCCACUGCAGAUGCAGAGGAGAGCAAGAGUUCAUCCAAGAGCUCCAAGAGGGACCAUGGGCCCAAGACGGGCUCCCACGCAGACAGUGACUCUAGUGCCACCUGCAGCGCGGACGAGUUGGAGGAGUUGAAUAGUACAGAGAAGAACAGGAUGACGUCUCCCAGCCGUCCCAGCCUGCUGAACUAUGCUCAUGAUGGGGUCAUCUCCUCCCCCCUGCAAAAGCCCAUGGACCUGAAGCAGCUCAAACAGAGGGCUGCUGCCAUCCCCCCUAUUAUGCCCCAGAUGCCGGAUGGUGGACCUCGGGGUGGGUGUAGUAAGGCUGAGCUGCCCCCCCAUGCCCUGGCUCUCUACCAGCAGCAGAUCACCAUGGCUCAUGGAGAGUCCUCCCAGGAGGCCAAGCAGCAUGCAGGUCAGCCCAGCAAACAGCACCCCUACCCAGCGCAGGGGGACCCCCAUAACAUCAGCAGCCCCCGCGUCCACCCACGCAGCCCCUCCGCCAGCGACAAGGACGGUACGAACCCUAAGAAGCAGCCGGUGGGGCCAGAGGACCUGAGGGCCACUACCCUGGGCCGGCCCAUCAUGUCCCCCUACCCAAUGUCCCAUCGAGACAUGGCCAAGCUCAGCCAUGACCAGCACCUACUCCACUAUAACUCCUCUUUCCAGCAGGCUGGCCACUCUGGGCCCCCUGGUCUGCAGCAGGAUGGUGCCAGAUUGGCAGCGGUGCUCCCCCUCCAUAUGCCAGAGCCACCCCCUCUCAUCUCCUCCCAAAAGCCAGGGGGGUCUAUCACACAGGGCACCCCAGUGCAGCUGCAUAGCCCGGCUCAUGGGAUGGACCAUGGGAAGAUGCCCCCUGUACAGAUGGGUUUGUCCUGGAUGGAUCAGAGGAAAGUGGGUCCCUACCCGGUGGUGAAGCAGGAGCAGCUUUCUCCGCGGUGCCCGUCAUCCCUGGCAGAGAACCUGUCCACACAGGGGAUGCCCCAUGACGCCAAUGCUGGACGUGGGUCUUUGCCCGCAGUGCAGGGGGGCAGCAUCACAAAGGGCAUCCCAGGGACCAGAGUGCACCAGGACUCCCCCAUCUCCUACCGGGGAGGCUCCAUCACCCAGGGCACCCCGGCAGAUGUGCUGUACAAGGGGACCAUAACCCGUCUGAUCACAGAGGAUAGCCCCAGCAGAGCAGAGAGGGAGCGGGAUGAGCUCCUGUCCAAAGGACACGUGGUCUAUGAGGGCAUCAGUGGACACAUCCUCACCUAUGACCGCCCACCCUCUCAGAACCCUAAAGAUGACGGCCGGGGCCAGCCUGGGGAGAUCUUGGGGCUGAAGCGCCCCUAUGAUGUCAGGGGGUUGCCCAUGAGGGAGACACUGUCUGCAGCUAACUGUGAGGGUCUGAUAGGCAGAGCCAUAUCUCACGAGAGAGACAACCCACACCCAACCCACCACAUCCGUGGUUCCAUUUCACAGGGUAUCCCCCGUCACCUGGACAUCCAGGAUGGCUACAUGAGGCGGGAGGCCAAGCAGGUGAAGAGAGAGGGCUCCCCGUCCCAAGGGACUGGCCAGAUGGCUGAACCCAUGAAGAGUCGAGAGGCCAUUGUGCCCACAGUGAAGGAGGGGGGGCGAUCCAUCCACCUCAUCCCCAGAGAGGAGCUCCGACUGAUGCCCGAAGGCAUGAUGAUGCCCAAGGCUGGCAAAGAGGGCAUCAUAGUACAGGGCACUCCUAUGAAGCAGGAGCAGGGUAGCUCAAGGAAGGGGCACGACGUUCGUUCCAUAAUCGCCAGCUCCCCACGCUCCCACUACGGCAUGCCCUCCCACCUGGAGAUGCGGGGACCCGAGCAGCGGGGCCGCUACGAGGAGGGUCCUAAGAGCCGUCCCAGCGCUGUGGUCAACACGGCCAGCUCCAUGGCUCGAUCCUCGCCCCUGGCAAUGGGGGGUGAGCAGGGUGGCAAGGCUCACCACAGCCCUGUGGGCUACGAGGAACACAAGGGUGGCAUAAGGGCUCCCUACCCUGGACCUUCUCACCGAGGAUCUCCCCUGUCAGGCCAGCGGCAGCAUGAAGGCUCCAAUAAGAACCAGCCUCAGGAGCGCAAGGCCACACCCACUCCUCGGGAGAUGAGCACCGGCAAGUCACCCCUGCCGGGCGUUGCCGAGCAGCAGGCCCAACAACAACAGGCGUCCCUGGCGUCGUACGAGCGUCUGCUGCAGGGUCUGGGGGCCGACGUGUACCGAGGACAGAUCCCCCUAUCCUUCGAUCCUGCCUCCCUGCGUCAGGGCAUCCCCAUCGACCCAGCCUACUACCUGCCUCGCCACCUGGCCCCUAACCCUGGCUACCCUCACCCUUACCCCUACCUGAUCCGGGGCUUCCCCGACACGGCAGCCCUGGAGAACCGCCAGACGCUGCUCAACGACUACAUCACCUCCCAGCAGAUGCACCAGUGGCCUGCAGCCGCAGCUAUGGCUGCCCAGCGCUCAGACCUGCUGAGAGGGCUCUCGCCACGGGACCAGCCCCUCCAAAUGCCCUACUCUGCUGCCCCACGCGGGAUCAUCGAUCUGUCUCAGGUGCCACACUUACCUGUCCUAGUCCCUCCCUCUGCAGGGUCUUCCGGCUCCCCCAUGGACCGCAUCACUUACAUCCCCGGGGGCCAGGGAGGCUUCCCCACCCGGCCUUACAACACCUCCCCCAUCUCACCAGUUGGGCCCCAACACAUGAGCAAGCAGCAUGGCACACCAUCUACUGACCGCGAGAGAGAGAGGGACCGCGAGAGAGAGAGGGACCGCGAGAGAGAGAGGGACCGCGAGAGAGAGCGGGACCGCGAGAGAGAGAGGGAGCAGGAGAGAGAGAGGGAUCGUGAGAGACAGCGAGACAGAGAGCGGGACCGGGACAGAGAGAAGGGGAUCUCUCAUGGCAACGUGGAACAUGCCCCCAUCUGGAGACCAGGCACAGAGCACAGCUCCGGUGGUAGCAGCAGUGUCAGGCCCUCCUCCCACUCCGGCUACAGCCACCAGCACUCCCCGGUGUCCCCUCGUACCCAGGACAGUGUCCAGCAGAGGCCCAGCGUCCUGCACAACACUGGGGGCAAGAGUCUGCCUGUCAGUGACCACAACAACCCUUCUGUGCUAAGGUCCAUGCCAGGCUCCAAUCGCUACCCAGGCUACAGCCACCUCCAGAGGACCGGGAUGCCUACUGAGGGCUACCCACCAAGCAUGGACCCCAAGGAAAUGGGCCGGGAUGGUGGCAAGAGCAGGGGAGGCCUUCCUAAACACACCCAAGACCAACAUGGGCCCUCUAUAUCCUCCAGCAAAUCUGACCCCAAGCAGGCCAGCCCUAACCAAGGGGGUUACCCCGUGCCCUACCCUCAGGGCUCUGCAGCCUCUUACCACUCAGGCCGGCCCCCACCUCACCUGCUGCCCCCCCAGUCGGAUAGCCAUGUUGGCCGCGGAGAAAGUGGCACACCUAGUAGGGAAAAGACUCAAAACAAACCGAUGUCCGUUCAGGAACAAGAGCUCCGAUCACUCGGUAAGACCACCAUGACUGCGGCCAACUUCAUAAACGCGAUUAUCAUGCGUCAAAUUUCUUGUGAAACGGGGAUGCCAGAGACGGGCUCGCUCGUGGCCAACAGCGCCAGUGAUGGUAAGACGCUCUGGAUCCCAGGGUCCCCUCAUCACCCAGACCCUCCCCCCGUUCGUCUGUGGCAUAUUGCACGCUGUGGUGGUUGGCAUUAUCAAAUCAGUCCAAUACAUUUUUACAUGUUAUGUUUUCAUAUUAUUUUUUCAACACUAUACUAUUUUAUCUUUUUUUCCAUGAAAUGUCCAGGCGAGCCUGCCAGAGUGCAUCACCAGCCUAAAGCCCCACCAGCCACCAGACAGACCCUCACUGGGGCUCCAGAUAGUAUUGCUCUUCCACUGGAGGGGGGUCGAGGUGGGGGGCAGGGAGAGGGCUUGAGGGGUGGUGCUCAACAAAAGAUGAUGCCCAUGGAGCAGCACGGUCUGUACCGGCCUCCCUCCGAGGAGAGGCUGUCCCCGGGCCAGCAAUCCCCCCUGAUGAAAGGCAGCCAGAGGGUGGUCACCCUGGCGCAGCACAUCAGUGAGGUGAUCACCAAGGACUAUACCCGGCAGAGCCAACAGGCCCAGCAGCAGUCCUACCACAGCAACCCAGUCCUGGACCUAACCCGGCCCCUCAGCGCUCCCCAUGCCCUGCCUGCCACCCAGGAGUCUAGCCAGGGACCUCGCUACACUCCAGAGAGGACAGGAGGGGAACGUACCCGAGAUGGGUCUCCUCAGCCCAAGGCCUCACCUGUCAGUAUGUCUGCAGACGGCAUUGAGCCAGUGUCCCCUGCAGGAGCUAUGUCUGAACCAGAUUCUCAAGGGGCCUCCUACCCCAACGAGCAGGGAGAGCAGGGCAUGGGCUCUCGCUCCCCUCCCAACACCCAGCCCCCAGCCUUCUUUAGCAAGCUCACUGAGAGCACCUCGGCCAUUGUCAAGUCCAAGAAACAGGAGAUGAUCAAGAAGAUGACCGUGGUCGGCAGUGAAACUGAUUUCAAUACUGGCCAGCCAGGAACAGAGAUUUUCAACAUGCCUGCCUCUACCACUGCAGGACCUGUAAGUAUCCGCAGCCACCCGGCUCCUGAGGCGUCCGGUAACACCAUAGGGCUGGAAGCCAUUAUCAGAAAGGCCCUGAUGGGCAAGUAUGAUGACCAGGCCGAGGAGCGCCCUCCCUCCUCCAAUGCUAUUAACUCCAUGGCUGCCAGUGUGCCUGCCGCUAAUCCUCUCGCUGACGGACGGACCGAGGACUCUUACUCACUACAAGGUGGGGGGGGGAAGCCAAAGGGUAGCGGGCGCUCUAACGGGCGGAAGGCCAAAUCUCCCGGGCCGGGCCUGUCAGGGGGGGAGAGACCCUCCUCUGUGUCCUCUGUCCACUCUGAGGGGGAUACCAACCGCCGCACGCCCCUCAUCAACCGUGUCUGGGAGGACCGGCCCUCCUCCACAGGCCCCACUCCCUUCCCAUGUAACCCCCUGACCAUGCGUUUCCCCGGUGGCAUGCCAGUUGCAGCUCCCUCCCCCUCCUCUGGCCAGCUAGGGGUCCAGGGUCUGGGGCAGGGGCGGGCCUGGGAGGAGGAACCUAAGCCCCUGUUGUGUUCUCAGUACGAGACCUUGUCUGACAGCGAGUGAGAGACCCUGCCAUGGAACAGAACAGCACCUACCAACUAUCAACCACCUCCACUGCUGCUGCAGACACACACACACACACACCACUCUACACUCUCCAUCCCACUCUACACUCUCCACCCCACUCUACACUCUCCACCCAGGAAAGGAGUGACCUCUUAGCCUCCCAUCUCACACUGCUGACUGAGCAUCUCAAGCGCUGAUGGUGGUGUGCUGAGACACUGCUGCUCAGUGAAUGUGUGUGUGUUGGUGUUUCUGUGUAUACAUUCACUCCAGGACUACUCUAAAGGACAAAUCACUUGUUUUUUUUACUUGCCCCCCCCCCCUUGCUGGCCUUAUCAAUACGGACACAUCAAUUCACUCACUUUUUUGUGUACGUUUCUAGUGUCUUCUACGGAUUGUGGAAGGGACUUGAUACGGCCACAUAGUCUGAUGUUCAUGUGUUUUAAUCUGACCUGUUGAUGGAUUCACUGGCCCUGGACAAGGAUGGAUGUGUCCUCUGUUAUACAGGAAUCCUGCUCUACUCUGUCUGGGCUCUGUGAGCAGGGUUUCAACCUGGAGCUUCAACUUGGAGAAGCCUGCUGCCUCCACUGACCAUCUCGAUCUCUCAUUCUUUCUGCCAAUGACCCGAUGGACAUGGAGUUAACCACACAGAGCUCUGCAUGGAGAGGUCUGCUAGGGAAGUGGACUCCUUCACUGACCCAUGUCACUGUGCAGAUGGCAGUGGGACUGGCAGGUAGCCAGCCAAAUGGCAUCCAUAGUGCACUAGAGUACAGUACAUUAGUGGACACUCGGCCGGUGCAUUUCUACCACUAUCAGAUGAUGGACAGGAGGGAAAAACACAUUGUUUUCCUGUGUUUGUUAUUUAGUUUUCUCCUUUUUAAAUCAAGUCAGUCCAGUCUUGUGUUUGAAAGUGAGCUGAGACCGCUAGUACUUUUUAUGGUGAAUUUUGAUGGUGUCAGUUAUUGUUUCUUAUUUGCAACCAUUUAUCUUGGGGGGUACGUGGGAGGGUUAUAUCAUUGGUUAACAGGGUAUACAUGCUGUCCAUUGCUGAUGAUGUCAUCAUACAUUUGAAAUGUUAUAGGAGGACGGUGGCGCCGUAUGUUCUCCAGGCAUCCAAUAGAGAGAGUGGACUGUGGGUGUGAUGGCACUAAGAGACAAGUGACACUUUCUCACUCUUUGUACAUGAAUCAUGUCUAUGUGUUUGUUGAGACUGUUUUUGGAUGUUAAGCACUUAGUUGUCAAUCUGUUCACAAUAGCAUUUUUAAGAAUGUGUGUUUCGGGCAGGUGAGAAUAGACUCAAGAAGAAGAGUGUAGAAUCCUACUAAUAGAAGCGUCGUCCUCCUUUAAUAUCUGUUUCAUUUGGUCUUGCCACAUACAUGAUUUAGUGUUCCCGCACUCAAGCGACAAUCACAGCUAGUGAAACAUUACCUAGUCCGCUUAGUGCGGGUAGAGACCAACCUUAAAGCUGCUUUAGGGCAAAUUACCCGGCAUUAGAGUUGGAAUGUGCUUGCAUUAAAGAGGUGACAAAUAAAAGCCAUCUAUGUUUCUAUGCCCCUUGGACCAUGGUGGUGCCGGCUGUGGCUGUAGCGUGAGCCCCGGCUGGCCAGCUGGAAGUCUGUCUCUAGGAUGGAAUGCCUAUUGUCUCUAGGAGCUGCCUGUUGUGACGGUCUGACCUCUGAACUUUUACUGUCUAGGGGAAGAGGAGCUCUGCCUCACCAGGCCAGACGCACAUUUUUAUCUAGACCCAAUUUUGUACAGUUCUAAGAUUCCUAGUGUUAAGUGCCAUUCAUUUUACAUAUACAGUAAUAGUUACCAAGUGACGCACACAUUUUUUUAAAUAUUUUUUUUCUACAUGCCAGGGUUAUAAGUGUUUAUGCAGGGAAAUGUUGAAACCAAGAGCAGAUGAAAUGUCCUUCUUUUGAUGUCUUUUGUUAUGUCCAAAUCUGUCACAGCCUUAGCGCUUAACUGUCACUUACACAUGAUUUACAAUGGGAGCUGCUAACUUACUGUUGUGAAUGUUAAGAAAUGAAAAGCAGUGUAUUCUGUUUGAGGAUUGUAGAACUUGCUGCUGUCACAUCAGGUUACCAUGACAAUGGGCAACGACAUGGUUGAAUGUCCUCUUGCUCUUUGCAGGCUAAGCAAUAGCUAUAUAAAAGGUGAAUGCCAAGAAGAAAGAUGUAAAAAGGGCGCUGUUUGAAAGGCGAUCAUAUAAACAUUGCCCAAUUUGUUUUUACAGGCAACAUACCCUCAGUCCUUAGUGAAAGGUAUUAUAUUCUGGCAUGGUCCUGAUUCAAAGGAGGUUUAAACAGUCCAAAAUUGAGUGUUACAUUUGUGUGAUUAAGUUUUUGUCCAUUACAAUGAUGGUGUCCAUGGCUUGUAUUGACUGUUGAAGCCAGAGAAGCACAGCUGUUCUCAGUGUGACCUGUUUAGAGGGACUGCACUGCAGUGUGUUAUCCUGUCCACUAGUUAAGAGUUGAGUUAGUCAUGAUGGAGACGUGUUCGUAAUGAACGUGGAACAGUUGGACAGACAGCUUUCACUCCUUCCUCUUCACUGGAUUACAUAACGUUUCUACUCUGGCUACCUAUUAUACUGGUCAUGGUUGACAUCUAAUCAGUCAAGGUGCAGCUAAAUGAAAAGGUUGUAACUGGACCCAUCCGACUACAAGGUAACCCCAGCUUUGUAUUAUAAUAUAGUUUGUGUCUUUACUUGUAUAUCAAUUGACUAUUCAUGAAGUCAUUGGGAGAGAGCAAAGUGACAGUAAAGUUUGACGUGACAAGAAGACAAAACCAUAUCCAGAUGUGUUAGCUAAAUAAAUAGCAGAGGAAAUGAGAAUAACCAGUUGUUUUUAAAUGUACUGAUGUGUAUUUGAAUGAUUUAUGCUUUUCACUCGUUUCUGUUUGUUCUUACACUGCUUGCUUUGAUUAUGGUCAUGAUACUCUCCAUGCUAAUAGUUAGCAUUUCAUUUGUAAUGAAAGGAAUGUUUCAAAAUGAACGAAAAACCAAUUAAUCGAAGGGCCGAUAGGAUCCCUAUAUUGUCCACAGGUUGGGGGGGGGGGGGCGACAUUGACAUUGAUCAACCGUAUUGUGCGUAAUGAUUUGUUUAAAAAAAAAAAUUAUAACCCACUGUAUAAUAGCCAGGAUUGUAUAUAGAACUGAAGAGAUGUAAAUAUAUAUGUGGCUUGCUGCAAGGUUGGUAUUUACAGAAAAACUAUUCACACUGUUUAAUUCUACAUGCCCACCAGCAACCUUUGUGGAUAGCAGUGUAACAAAAACAAAAAAACACUGCCUUAAUGUUUAAAUAAAAAUCUUAUUGCCAUUGAA